AUGAAGAGAAGAUUUGAUAGUGGUGCAAUUCAAAUUGAACAAACAAAUCAAACUCAAAGUGUGAGUGACAAUGGUAACAUUGAAAAUAUAGUUGUUCCAAUUGCAGAAGACCCAAUUUUAGAACAACAGCCAGCAGGAAAUUUAAAUAUUAUAAACCAGGAACGAGUUGAAACCGAAAUCUCAUUACAGGAAAAUGCAGGUGAAAAUAAAAUUGGAGAUAUGGAAACAGAAAUAACUGAUCCGAUUCAUCAAGACUCUAAUCAUCAUGCAUUUCCUUAUCGUUUCUUAAACAAAACUCUUGCAAAUGGAGAAACUUGCAAAAGAGACUGGUUGUGCUGGAGUGUUGAAAAACAAUCUUUGUAUUGUGCACCAUGUUUUCUUUUUAACAAAAAUGCUGCAAAUGUGUCAUUUUUUUCUAGUUCUGCCGGAUGGGGCAUCAGUAAAGGUUGGAGAAGAUUGAAAGAUCGUAUUCCGUCGCACGAAAGUACAAUUUACCAUAAAGAAAACUAUGUUGUAUGGAAAUCUGCUAGUAGAGCAGAACUAUGUGAAACUUCAGUGGAUAAUUUACUUUUAUCAGAACUCAAGACUGAAACUGAAAAUUGGAAAAAAUUAUUCCAACGUAUUCUAGAUGUUAUUAAUUUUCUUUCUGAACGUGGAUUAGUACUUUUUGGUUCUAACCAACGAAUAGGUGAUCGAGCGAAUGGAAACUUUUUAGGUAUUAUUGAGCUUCUUAGCAAAUAUGACCCACUUUUAGCUGAGCAUGUUAAACAUGUUCAAGAAUCACAACAGUGUAAGCAGCGAAUGCAAGCUCAUUAUCUUUCAAAUGCGAAUUCAGAACGAAUUUAUUGA
Messenger RNA from Hydra vulgaris (swiftwater hydra), 849 nucleotides. Lineage: Eukaryota; Metazoa; Cnidaria; Hydrozoa; Anthoathecata; Hydridae. The record is from RefSeq and is a predicted model, not a curated record.